Molecule: messenger RNA, 8316 nt
Organism: Aquila chrysaetos chrysaetos
Lineage: Eukaryota; Metazoa; Chordata; Aves; Accipitriformes; Accipitridae
Gene: GABRA2
Product: gamma-aminobutyric acid type A receptor subunit alpha2
Exons: 10
Coding region: 62-1429 (455 amino acids)
Biological process (GO): chloride transport; regulation of postsynaptic membrane potential; synaptic transmission, GABAergic
Cellular component (GO): postsynapse; neuron projection; synapse
Molecular function (GO): GABA-A receptor activity; GABA-gated chloride ion channel activity; transmitter-gated monoatomic ion channel activity involved in regulation of postsynaptic membrane potential
Source: RefSeq, a predicted model, not a curated record
CUCCCCCCCCUUCCCGCCCCGGCCGCCCGCUCGCUGCUCCCAGGUUUUGCAAAGAGCAGCGAUGAAGAGGAAGCUGGCACUCUCCAAGAUGCAGUUGGUUCUUCUCGUUUUAUUGGUGUGGCUACCAACAAGAUCAGUGCUGGCUGACUCCCUGGAAGAUGAAGCUAAGAAUAACAUCACCAUCUUUACAAGAAUUCUAGACAGACUUCUGGAUGGUUAUGAUAAUCGUCUCAGACCUGGAUUAGGAGAUAGUAUUACUGAAGUCUUCACUAACAUCUAUGUGACCAGUUUUGGACCUGUUUCAGAUACUGAUAUGGAAUACACAAUAGAUGUUUUCUUCCGUCAGAGAUGGAAGGAUGAGAGAUUAAAGUUUAAGGGCCCAAUGAACAUUCUUCGAUUGAACAACUUAAUGGCCAGCAAAAUCUGGACCCCAGAUACAUUUUUUCACAAUGGGAAGAAGUCAGUGGCUCAUAACAUGACAAUGCCAAACAAGCUUCUACGAAUCCAAGAUGAUGGGACUCUCUUGUACACCAUGAGGCUUACAGUCCAAGCCGAAUGUCCAAUGCACUUGGAGGACUUCCCUAUGGAUGCUCACUCAUGCCCACUGAAAUUUGGCAGCUAUGCAUACACAACUUCAGAAGUGACAUACAUUUGGACUUACAAUGCUUCAGAUUCUGUGCAGGUGGCACCAGAUGGCUCAAGAUUGAAUCAGUAUGAUCUUUUAGGCCAAACAAUUGGGAAAGAGACAGUUAAAUCAAGUACAGGCGAAUAUACAGUAAUGACGGCUCAUUUUCACUUGAAGAGAAAAAUUGGUUAUUUUGUCAUUCAAACUUACCUCCCUUGUAUCAUGACUGUCAUUCUCUCUCAAGUGUCAUUCUGGCUGAACAGAGAAUCUGUACCUGCCAGGACAGUCUUCGGAGUAACAACUGUGUUGACAAUGACAACACUGAGCAUCAGUGCUCGAAAUUCACUCCCCAAAGUAGCAUAUGCAACAGCUAUGGAUUGGUUUAUUGCCGUUUGUUAUGCGUUUGUAUUCUCUGCAUUAAUUGAAUUUGCAACUGUAAAUUAUUUCACAAAACGAGGAUGGGCCUGGGAUGGAAAAAGUGUAGUGAAUGAUAAGAAAAAAGAAAAAGCGUCUGUCAUUAAGAAAAACAAUGCCUAUGCAGUGGCUGUUGCCAACUAUGCUCCAAAUAUUACCAAGGACUCAGUGCUACCAACCAUCUCCAAGAGUGCUACAACUGCAGAACCCAACAAGGCAAAACCAGAAGCGAAGCCACAGGAAGCAAAGAAGACAUUCAACAGUGUUAGCAAAAUUGACAGAAUGUCUAGAAUAGUGUUUCCAGUCUUAUUUGGUACUUUUAAUUUAGUGUAUUGGGCUACAUAUUUAAACAGGGAGCCUGUCUUACUUGGCUUUGCGCCAUCAACCUAAAACCUGAAUUGCACUGAGGACUUAAAGCAUCAUUCUAAUCAGAUAGGUUGUUCGCUAUGUACAGUACGACUAAUAACUGCUAAUCUGUGAACCAUUAUGUACAGAGUGUAUAUAGAUGUCUUAUCUGUGUAUCUCCAAAGGAGGGACACAGUGUUAAUUCAUGGGUCUGUAAACAGAUAGCACCCAUGGCAAAUAUAGCCAGCUCUUUAAAAGUUAUACCCAGGGGAGUUCUGUUAAACUAGGAUUCAAAUAUACAGAAUUAUAUUCUCUCCAUACAAUGAAAUGAAGAUAUGGUCCUACAUAAUUAUUUAGGAACAGUAUUUUUUUAAUUUAAAGUUAAAAUAUUUUUCUAUAAAGUAACUAAUUCUACUUUAAUGAAAGAAACUGUCAUUUAAAAAAGCGAUUUUUUUAAAAAGGUGUAAUUGUUUCAUACAAUAGCAGUACCCAUGUACAUAACAGAGUACGGAGAUCGUACAGUUCUACUGUUCACAAACAUUCUGGAUACUAGUUAGGCUGAAGAGGUAGUAAAGACUACUAUAUGGUAAAAGCCACAAGUUUCUUACUUCUGUCCUGUUUGAAGUUGUUAAUAAACUCUUCUAAUUGAUUUCAGGGAAAAGCAGGUGUUAAUCAAAUUUCCAAUAUCAACCAAUUUCCGCUAGUGAAAUUCUUAUUGUUUUCACUGUUUUAUUGAUUUGAUGUUGCUAAGCCAGGUUGUCUGGUUCAGCAAAGUUAAGGGUUUUUUGCUUUUUGAUUUUGUUCUUAAUUGGAUUGUCAGGUUCACAAAAGCAUUCAGAAAUUUUUCAGGGUUAAGUGUAUCAGUAAGAGAAUACACUGUUUUUCCUUGCUUAAUGUUAUCCCAAAACCUGCCUUUAAAAUAUUUACCUGUAUUUGUCCCAGAAAGCAUUGUUUUCAAGGGAAACAAGAACCAUGUUUUAAGUUCAGGAAAUUGUCCAUAUAAUAAAAUUUACUGCUGCUUUUGUAAAUUGCAACUUUACAUUUCGCUGACAUAACUUUACAACUUUGUAUACUAGAAAUGGUUUUGCUAAGAUUUGAAUGUUAUUUUUUUAAUAAAAGGUCAUGCAUCAUCAGUAGGUAUCAACUGUAUUUCAUACACACAAAUAUAACAAAAUUGGAGCUGCCAUUUGCAAUUUUAUAUGAACAUUUAAUACUGAUCAGUAAAAUUGUUUUUCAUCUGAGCCUUUGCAAAGAUUCUUUAUGCCCCUAAAGGCCUGGUAAAUCAUGACAUAAGUAAUAAUUGUGUACUGUAUUUAGAUUUUAGUAUACUUGGCCAAUCAAAAAUAUUUUGAUUCACACAUACAUUAGCAGUUAUUAGUUGACCUUUAAAAAAAAGAUACACCUUUAUGAUGAUGUCUUCUAUUAGAGACAUAUGUAGUCGUAUAGUGUCAUUUAUUGCAGUUUUGUACAGUACUUGAGUAUAGUGCAUAAAAUAGAUAUGUUCAGAGUUUAACAAAGUUGUACAAAUAUUUCUAAAAUCAAAUAAAAGAGUAUCUUAAGACAUGGAAAUGUGCUAAAAACAACAAAGAGAAACACUGCUUUCAUUUGCUGUUUUAUUUUCUUGCUUUUUCUUUGCUUUUAAUGUGAUUCUGUUUUGUACUGUGUGUGACAGUAGAGAUGCCAAGGUCACAAAUGCAUAUUAUGAAUAGAAUUAAUAGUUAAGGCAGAGUUGACAUCAGUAAAAUAAAGACAUUUCGUAAGUUAUAAAUGAAAGGGAGAAGCAUGGACAAGGUGUGUAUCCCUUGAAGUCCCUCUAAUUAAACCAUCAGAUUAAACCUUUCUCAUCAACAGUAGUUAAAAAAUGAGCACUUUAUUCAGAACAUUAAAAUAAAAAUAUCCUUAUUUUCAUAUAUAUUUAUAUAUAAAUGUAGAUCUUCCAUGUAACAUGGAGACGUGUGCAAUAGUGUGAUUAUGAGCAUAAGGCUGGAAGGCAAGCAAUAAAAAAAGGUUUUUUCAUGGUAUAAUUAUACAUUUUUAAAAUGUUUCGCUUGUAAAUUAUAAAUUAUCCCUUUAACAUCACAUUGUCCAGGUAUCAAUGAAUAUAUAAAUAUGUACAUAUGUACAAAUAAUUGUAAAUAUUAGAACUGUAGAAAAAUCCCUUCACUUUUAACUCUGUUUUUGGCAAAGGGCUCUGACUGUAUAGUUUAAUGGAGGCCCAUGCUAAACUGCUUUUGAACUCGAGUAGCUCAACUAUGUUUUCUGUAGCUGAGGUCUCCUUCCUGUGACCUACUGGGAGUUCUUACCUUCUGUUCACAUCAGCAAGAUCUAGGGACUCUCUGAACCUCACUGAACUGGGGUAUGAGAAACAGAGGUUUUUGUUUCACCCUUGGCCACAUCCCAGGUACUCCAAACCCUUCACAAUGUUUAAACAAUGUUGUGUAUUGGUCCAUGCAAUACAACACUGUAUAGUCAGAACUCUCCCCACUACAAACAUGAGUGUGCUCAGGGGCACGUUGGAUUACCUGAUAAGGAAGGAUUUUGCAUCCUUAUCCAAGAACGGGACCCCUCAAAGGUUUUUAACAAUACAAGUCUUCAACAAGACUUCUUCUCUGGAAGAUAACAUCUGUGUAAUUCAGAGCUGCAUGCAAAAAGCGUAUCUUCAGUUUGCACAAGAAGCCUGAUGCCGCCUCAUAUUAGUCAGCUCUGCUGCUACUGGUUUUAUUGGGUGCAAUUAUUUUUUCAUUCGCUGACCAUUUUCUCUAUGCUUGUGUUAUGCUUAGAGUCAGUCAGACAAAAAAAACAGGUGUUUAUCACAUGCUAAAGAUACCUUUAUCGCACACUAAUAUAGAAAAAUAGGCAUACUAUAUAAAUUCACUCAGUGAAAAAUAAUCCAUUUUAAAGAUCCACAUGCAGUUAUUGUGGGCAUCAGCAAGGCUUUUGAGUGCAUACGCUCCAGAAAAGUUUCACUUUUACAUUUAGUUCAGUUGGUCCGUGUUAAAGGAAACUAAUUCUGUGGGAGGAAGGAGUCUGCUUUAUUGUUUCACUACUGAAACACUUACAGGGACUAAACUGACUACACAUAAGUUGCAAAUUUGUAAGACUAACAACUGGAUAAGUGAUUUUGAAUGUAAAGAUUUAAUUGAACAUGAGCAUCGUGCAAGGAACAACGGAAUACAACAGUUAGGCCUUCUUUCCAUUUAGCAGUAUAAUCCAUGUCUGGGAUUUUAAAACUGUUCUCACACAUUUAUGUGCCAAAUACCUAGAAGUUUCAUUUAAUUUGAGUAAAACUUGCUGGUCUUAAAUACUUAAAGUGUGGUGAGAGAGCAUGAGUGAGCAAACGCAAGUCACUUUGCUAUCAAAGACUUGCACAUGGAAUCUACCAGUGAAAUUUUUGGUUGACAUGUUAAUCUAAUUUAUUUUCCCCAUUAUUCGUGGGUCAGGGUGUCAUAUUUUAUGUGACUUAAGAAAUGAAUACAAUAAAUACAACGAUACAACACUGGUAAACUUGGAUUGGAAUUACCAUAAUUCUGAACGAGGUUUAUGAAGUAGGUUUCCAACAUAGUACUGGGGCACGUACUUCUGGAUGCAUGUGGUCAGUAAUUUAACAGUAAUUUAUAAAUCAGCAUGAAGAAUAUAGAGAUCAGCAGGGUUUAUCAGCCAGAGUUGUCUGCUGGAGACUUCUUAACAGAUUGCUUUUAAAAGAGUGGCUUCCAAACUUCUCAAUUAUGUUGUAGCCAAUGAAAUUACCUUCAUCUUCCAAUCUGGGUUAAUUCAACUCAUAACUGCUGCAUUGUUGAGCAUCUUUAAAAAAAUUAUUAUGGUAGAUGUUCUGCGAUACGAGCUUUAGUUUGGGAGACUACUCAUACCACUGAACGUUAUGCUAAAUUGAGGAGCUAGUCUGCCUGUAUAGUCACAGGAGAGAGCAUGAAGGAGCUUCAUUAGACACCAAACAGGAGCCUUGCUGAAUCACCUUCCCUUCCUGAUAACAUAUGGGGUGGUGAGACUUUUUGGAAGUGGAGUGACCAUCAACUCUCUGCGUGAAAGCAACCAGAAGCAGCUGGGAGGAUGUAGGGAUGUAUGGGGGAGGAAAGGGGGAAAGAGAAGAAGCAAAUGGCUUUGUUACUGUGUAAGUGGAUUGUGAGAUGAUUGAGGAAGAAGCCAUUGAGGGAGGUAAUGUGUGUUUUUGUUUCAGCUUCAGUUCUGAGCCUUCAUUACCAUAUGUGAGUUGUGGGAAAGUAACUUUUAAAGCACAUGAAAUUGAAAUACUUCUUGUAUAAUUCUGCUGAACUUGAGGGACAUAAGUUGUGCCUUUGAAACUGAAAGGCUUCUGCUGACUGUUUUGUGAGAGCCAUGCAGUGUUGUAUGCUUCCUGCCGUAUGGGACAUCUAGGGCAGAGGGGGAAAAGAAGCUUCAGGAAUUAAAUAGAACUUUGUUAAUUCUAGGUUUUGUUUUCUGAAGAGCUGUGACUUUCACUUAAUCACAGAUAGUCAGCAUCCAUCCUUCAUACCUCUCAUUCCUAUUCUGAAAGCUUAGUGGCGCACAAGUUUUUGCGCUGGCCUUUUACAAAAUAGAUGAAGUCUAGUCUUCUGAACAUUUCCAUUCCUAACAAAUUUGCAUGAAAGAUGAUUUCAGUAUGGAUAUGAAGCUAUCAUCAGUCUAUGCCCGAUUAUGUGCAGACACAUAAUGCUAAAAUUUAGAAAGCAAUGCAAUGGGUUUUAAAGCAGGGGAAGAAAACAUUUUAAAAUGAGCCCAGAAAGUUAAAUAGCUUCAUUUAAAAAACACAGAGCAUGAUAAAUGUACAGAUGUCUAAACACAUCUAAAUAGAAUCUGAGUGUGGUAUAAUUUGAUGUCAUAUAUAAAGUUUUUGUCUAAAAGACUUUGAAACGUUGAAGUAAUUAAGUGAAUUUAUAUGAAAGUUAGCUCAUGCUUCAGCCUCCAGUAAAGGAAGUGGUUCUUUAGAAAGCAGAGUUUUAGGAUUCUUUCCACCUCUUUGCAGCGACAGUGUACCUGCUGCUAGAAUGCUGUCAGUUUGCAAUAUAACUUCAUGUUAUAUCCCUUUAACAUGACCUUCUCUUGAUUUUAUUUUUAGUCAAGCAGACCUCCGCUGCCUCAUUUCUGUAGAUAACCCAAACUCCGUAACAACCAGAACUUUUAAUUCUAUUCUGAAUCCAAUUGUUAAUUCCAGCCAUCUGAGAAUCAGUGAGGGACUUCACCACUUUAGACCUUUAGUAGUAGAAGUUAAAGGCUCAAAAGUUCGUUUCAAUGAAUGGCAGAUGUUAAUCACAUAAAAAGUUUGUUUUCCUCUACUUUAAACCUUUUAAUUUUCUAGAUUCAGAUCUCUCUAGGUGAAUCCUUGAACUCAUGUUUUGGAGUCUGGGAUUACAUCUUACUGGAAGAGGCUAAACUUUGAGUGCUUGAUGUCUCUGACUGAGAUCAGGGCAAAAUUUGCACUGAAUUUAGAAUAAAACUGAUUAGCAUCCUCAGGAUAUUCGCCUAUGUCACUGAAGUCAGAAAGGAUUUUUUACAGAAGGGGAGUACACAUGAGAGGGCACCUAGGCUCUCCUUUGGAUAAAGGUGCUUAGUUCUUUAACCCACAAAAAUGAGCCCUUAAAAGAAGAGCCAACCAUACUGAAAUACAGGACUUGAUGUCUGUUUCAUUCCUGGUAUAUAUUAAUGCCUUUUAAGAAUAUUGUGAAAGUGCUAUGAGUUAGGAGUAGGUGAUAACACUCACAAAAAGGAAUUUGUAGGAUGUUUUAAAACAUGCAAGAUGAUCUAUGCUCUUCCUCUAGUGUUGGUGUCUACAUAAAUAUAUAUAAAUAUAUUUUUAUUGUUGGAUGAUUUAAAGGUUAUAUAUUGCUUUCAGAUUUUAAUUCCUUACAUAAUGUUGUGAAUACUUCACUCGAUUAGGUAGCCUGGAGCGUGCCUUUAUGCAUUCCAGGUUUUUAAUGAUUGCACUGAGUGCUUUCAUUCAUCUGACACGCAAAGAGGUGAGCUUCAACAGGUUAAAGUGUUAUAUUUGUUUUCCAGUACUUCAUCCAUCUUUCUACGCUGUUGAGGAUGGAUGGAAAUAGAGAACAGAACAAGAUAUUGCUUUGAUCAAUUGCUUUUAAUAUUCUUUAUUAGAUGUUCAUUUUGGCUGAAUUUAUCAGUUUAUAGGCUACUGUAGCUUAGCAUUAGCACGGAAUGCAAUGUAGUACUUUAUACAUCUAUUAGAAUACAUAUGUACAAUAUGCACCGUAUCUAUAAACUGUUAAAAAAUCAGUUCCUAAACGGCACCCCUUCACCCUCUUCCCUCCAAAUAGUCACUUUAAUAGGCAACAUUUGAAGGCACUUUAAUUUUAAUGGAAGUGAUUACACUAAAUCUUGUUAUACUUGAUUUAAAAAAAAAUAGUAAAAAUAAUGUGGAGUCUGAUUCAGACGUUGUUAGCAAUUUCUCAGCUGGGCUGGAGUCAGAGAGCAUUUAUGCAUUGUAUGACAAAUUUACUUUAGUGAGUCACUUAGGUGUGAAAAUAUAUAGGAGUUUGAAAAUAGAUGCUUCCAGUAUAUUAACAAGAAAUAAGGAAACAGGAAGAAUGGAACCAAUAAUUUUAAAGAAAAUUAAACACCAAUCAAAUAUGCACAGUAAGAAACUGCAUGAUAAAUGUAAGUAUACUUAACCUUGAACAUCAGCAUCAUAUAAAAUCUUCUGGGUGACAGUUCACUUAUUUAGUAGGUUUCAUAGUUAUAAAUAAUUAAAGAGGAUGAUAAUAUUCUGUAAUUUGUGACCUUGUUUUAACUGGAAAAAGUUGUUACUUUUCUAAAAUGUAAAAGAAAUAACUGGAUUUAUGUUUGAAUGUGUCACUGCUUGCUGUUGAAGAAUAUUUAUUAACCACAUGCAAAAUAUUGCUUAACAUUAUCUUUUUGUACUUCUUAUUAAAGUUAAUUUAAAUAGA